Teleopsis dalmanni is the source of this 2261-nucleotide messenger RNA. RefSeq lists its product as uncharacterized. The transcript is spliced from 2 exons. Gene Ontology annotation, cellular component: septate junction; membrane. The record is from RefSeq and is a predicted model, not a curated record. Gene Ontology annotation, biological process: regulation of tube size, open tracheal system; septate junction assembly. Lineage: Eukaryota; Metazoa; Arthropoda; Insecta; Diptera; Diopsidae. Bases 102 to 890 code for a protein of 262 amino acids.
UUGUACGAUAGUUGGGCGUGGAGUGCAAUUUAUUAUUUACAAAUAAAAUUAAAAACAAAAUAAUAUAUUAAUUAAAAAUUAAAAUAUAGCGAUAAUUGAAAAUGGGUGCCAGCAACCGAAAUACGCGCAUAGCUGUUGGAUUAUCAGCAUUUUCGUUUUUAUUAUUUUUCAUAGCUUUCGUUUCGCCCUAUUGGUUAGUCACAGAUGGAACAUUAAGAGCACCACGAUUUACAAACCUCGGCCUAUGGGAGGUGUGUUUCAACAAUUUCACAGAUAUACAUCGAUUCUACGAUACAGUCUUCACAGGCUGCAUGUGGGUUUUUGAAGAAGAAUAUUAUAUUAUACACGACUUCUUACUGCCUGGAUUUUAUAUUGCUGUGCAAUUCUUCGCCACGCUCUGUUUUGUAAUGUGCCUAAUAACACUUCCCUUGACACUCGCCUUCUUACGCACAUCCAGAGACGAUGAUCGAUACGUUGUAUUAUUAUUAACAAAGGGCUCAUGUCAAAUAUUGGGUUCAUUAUUUGGCUUCAUAGCUGUUGUAAUAUUUGGUGCUAAAGGUGAUUCUCGUGAUUGGAUGCCAGGUUGGCAAACAAAUGAUAUGGGUUGGGCAUUUGCAUUCGCCGUUGUUGGUGCUGUAAUGCUACUACCAGCUGGUAUACUAUAUAUCGUCGAGGCACGACGUGAACGUUAUAAGCGCCUGAAUGAAAUUAGUAAUCGUGAUGUUAGUGAAUAUGGUGGUCAAGAGGAAGUGUAUCAGCAACAAGCGCAACAAUAUUUUGCACCAGAAUCAAGUAGACCCAGACGUCCACAACCUGGUCAGCGUGCUGCUCCUGCUACGAUUGAACCAUCGGCACCAGGGCCGAGUGGUGGUAUACAAACAGAUAUUUAAAUGUGUAGUAAUAUUAGCAACAAAAUAGGUUACAUAGUAGUUUAAUCAGUUUAUUUUUUUUUUUUGAAUCUUAGUGGCGACUAAAUAUUAAAGAAUUUUUUUAUGAACUACUGUGUCAAUCUUAAGUUCAGUAUAUCCAAUACACAAACUGUGUAUUUCACUUAUUUUAACAAUUCCGUCCUAAUUUUAAUCUUAAUUUUUAUGUAUGUUAAUAAUUUAAAUGACUAAGACGAAUUAACACAACUCGAAUUGUCUAUGCGUAUUACUUUAGUAUUCUAAAUUUUUAUAAUAUGGGUCAAUACUACUAGAAGGAAAACAAACUAAUCAGAUAUAUUACAUAGUCAAUAUUUCCAACUAUUAAGUAGUUGUUGUUGUUACUGAAGAAGUGAGCAACACUUGACAGUUUGUAGAAAGUGGAAGCUUUGGUAUGCAGACCCUGUAGCUCUAUUAGAUAAUUAUUAUUUCAAGUUCUUGAUAGUCAAUAUUUGUAAUACCAAUUUUGCAAAACUCAUACAUUUUACCAAAAUAUAUUUUGCCAAGUUUUAGACCACAUUUUUUUUAUUAGUUCGUGCGAAAGAUUCCCUUUACAGUUGGAAAUUCUGCAAGUCAAUUAUAACGAAAUUGGUAUAAAUUGGUACUUUUUAUGCUAAUGCUGAUGGAAUAAGCAAAAACUAAAACUAAAUAGUUCCAAACUAAAUAGUUAAAAUAAGCUAUACUUAUAUAGUUACUAUACUGAUUUAACCCUGUUCCCGUCAUUGAUUAUGUUUUCGUAUAUAACAUAAUAUUUAAUAUGUUUAUGUUAUGAACAACAUCAAUUCAGCGUAAUUCAAUCAAAUCCAUCUAUAUAAAAAAUGCGUUAUGGCUGCUGGACCCUAUGAUGAUAUGCAAUAAAAAGAAUAAUGAUGAAUACAUAUUACUGAAUAUGUUUAUAACACAAUAAAAGUAAUAGCAAAUAUAAUGCAUACGCAUGCAUUUGGAUUGGAUUGAAUGUUCCAAAAAUGAUCGGGUCUACGUUCCGGAGCUACUUGUCAAUUUUGACAACCAUUUAACACGUAUAAAAGAGAAUACACAAGCAGUAACAACAAAAAUAAUAUAUAUAAUUGAAUAGAUAUUACUACUGAAAUUUGUUGACAGGUUUUAGUGAAGAUCAUUAUUUUGAAAAAAAAGUUCCUAUACACUAUAUGUUGAUAGAACUUGAUUUUUGAGGUAUUGGACUUAAAAGUUGUAAACUUUCAAUGAUGGGAUAUUUUUCCUAAUUGAUGUAAACAACAUUUAAUAGAACAAUUAAUAAUCAGUGUGACAUUUUUAAUGUAUGACUAGAUUAAUUUAGUAAAUAUUUUUAUUUUAUUUUUUUUGAUACAAUAGCACUAU